Sphaeramia orbicularis (orbiculate cardinalfish) is the source of this 1683-nucleotide messenger RNA. It is a transcript of the gene pex14, whose product is annotated as peroxisomal biogenesis factor 14. The transcript has 10 exons. Gene Ontology annotation, molecular function: signaling receptor binding. NCBI's taxonomy places the organism in Eukaryota, Metazoa, Chordata, Actinopteri, Kurtiformes, Apogonidae. The record is from RefSeq and is a predicted model, not a curated record. Gene Ontology annotation, cellular component: peroxisomal membrane; peroxisomal importomer complex. Gene Ontology annotation, biological process: protein import into peroxisome matrix, docking. The coding region runs from base 62 to 1240 and encodes 392 amino acids.
CAGAAAAACCAAUCGAGUGUGAUUCAGUCGAGCAGCCUCUUAAGGAAACGAGGAGAGGAAGAUGGCAUCCACCGAGCCUGACCCACCUACACAGACCAGCCUUCAACUUGGAAAUGAUGCUGCAGCUCCCCCCAGAGAAGCACUGAUUACCACUGCUGUAAAAUUUCUACAGAACCCGAAAGUACGGCAGAGUCCCCUGGCCACCAGAAAAGCCUUCCUGAAGAAAAAAGGGCUGACGGAUGAGGAGGUAGACUUGGCUAUCCAGCGCUCUGGCAGUACAGAAGAGGUCCUGCCUCUGACCCCUGUGGGGCCCCCGUAUCCAGUACAAGCAGUCCACCUGACCCCUGGACCACCCAGUCCAACAGGCUACAGAUGGAGACACUAUGGAGCGUUCACCAUCCUUAUGGUGGGCAUCGCCUUUGGCUUUCAUCAUCUUUACAAAAAAUACAUCCUUCCCCUCAUUAUGGGCAGCCGAGAGGACAAGAAGCAUCUGCAGAGGAUGGAGAACAACAUUGCGGCAAUGAGUGGCACGCUGACACAGACAGUCAGCCAGCUGCAGCAGACUCUGGCCUCAGUCCAGGAGCUCCUGAUCCAGCAGCAGCAGAGGAUCCAGGAGCUCUCGCAGGAACUGUCUACAGCAGAGGCAUCGUCUGCAACCAGCCGCAUCCUGGACAGCCAAACAGUUGGAGAGCUGAAGGCUGAGAUCGUCUCUUUGAAGGGCUUACUGCUCAGCAGGAAACAGUUUCCCUCCAGUCCGUCCAUACCCAAGAUCCCCUCGUGGCAGAUUCCCCUGAAGCCGACAUCAGCCUCACCGUCUGUCAACCACACCAACAGCAGCAGCGACAUCUCACCCGUCAGUAAUGAGUCUACCAACUCCUCCCCUGUUAAAGAUGGACACCACAGCCCCCAAGAUGCACUGGGAGGACCUGAUGGGGCCCACGGUAUCAAUGGUGAUACCAGCAAAGUGGGCCUCGGGGCAGGGCUGCCUUUGGACCUGAAAGAUCAGGUUCGAAUGGAGGUUCAGGGGGAAGAGGAGCAGAAGGAGGAGGUGGAAGAUGUACGCCACCAUGUAGGGGAGGAGGAGGAGGAGGAGGAGGAGGAGGAAGAAGAAGAGGGGCUAAACAUGCAGACAGAAGAUCGGCGAGGUGGGGAUGGACAGAUUAAUGAACAGGUGGACAAACUGCGGCGGCCCGAGGGUGCCAGCAAUGAGAGCGAGCUAACAAGAAGAGUCCAUGAAUGAGAAGAAGGGAUAUCAGCUCUCGUGCCGUUUCCACCUCCCAUCACAAGGCCUUCAUAGGAACAGAAAAGGUAGAGGGGCACUACGCUUUUCUGUGCACACCGACAGAUUACGUUUACUUAUUAUGUGGUCACUAUGUUUAUCUUACAAGCAUAGAGUGAUUAUAAGCAGCAAUAUGUCAGUAUGCAACAAAUGUUUUUUUCUUUUUAGAUGUGUAGAAUUGAAAUGAUUUUUUUGUGGGGGGGAUAAGGUUAUUAUAAAAGGGGGGUAACCUGUGCUUUUUAGCCUUUGUAGUAUCAGUGACUGAUCAUCUCUGUAACCUGCUAACUCCCUGAACUUCAGCCAGAAGUGUACAUAAUUGUAAUAAAUUCACUUUAUCUCAAAAAUGUCAUGUUAAUAUUCAUUUCAAAUGCACAAAAAAAUAAUUUAAAGGGCACAUGUUAGUG